AAGUUGUUAAACUGCUGGUCACAUCAGGAAGCUUUGGAAAAGGCUGUGAUUUUUGUAGAAGUUGUGACCAUGGUGUUAACUCAGCUUGGAUCAAGAUAUUUGGAGAAGGAACUAAGCUCAUUGUAACUUCUCAUGGUCAAAGCUUUAACAGCGGUAUUUCCCCCAAGCCCACUGUUUUUCUUCCUUCAGUGGCUGAAACAAUUCUCCACAAGGCUGGGACAUUUCUUUGUCUUCUGGAGAAUUUUUCCCCUGAUGUUAUUAAGGUAUAUUGGAAAGAAAAGGACAGGAAUACAAUCCUUCAAUCCCAGCAGGGAGACACCAUGAAGACUAGUGACACCUACAUGAAGCUUAGCUGGUUAACUGUGACUGGAGAGUCCAUGACUAAAGGGCACAAAUGUAUCGUCAGACACGAGGCUAAUGAAGGAGUGGAUCAAGAGAUUCUCUUUAGGCCCCUAAAGGAAGUUGUCACUGGUGAUUCUGAAGCUUGUUUAAAACAUGAAACUGGUUUGCCGCGCCUGCAGCUCAUCAGCACCUCGGCCUACUACACCUACCUCCUGCUGCUGCUCAAGAGCGCCCUCCACGGGGCCCUGGUCGUCUUCUGUCUGCUUAGAGGAUCCGAAGUCGGCUGUGCCCGGAAGAGUGCAGGACAGAUGGAGGCAGAGCAGCAUCUCCAGGGUUUCGGGUUCUCAGCAGCAUCUGCCGAGCGUCUGUCCGGCUUUUGAGGCUUGGGCUCCUGAAGUACACUUACCCAUUAUUCUGUCAUUAUCGCAACCACUGAGCAAACUCCGCGACUUCCCGCUGUCCCAAGAUGCAGCCCCUGCCGCCUCGUUCCCCGUAUCCCCCAAAGUCCCUCCAGCCGGCCAGGUCCUCGCAGCCUCGUUGUGCACGGUUCCUGCUUCUGGUCACGGCCUCAGUGGCCCUGGACCAGGUCCCCCUGGAAGCCUCUGCUCUAUCCACCCUGAUACGGCCUUCUUUGCUAUCGAACUGCACUUUGUUUUUCAUAGUAGACACAAUAAAGUAAAAACAUCAGCACAA
Molecule: messenger RNA, 1035 nt
Organism: Cavia porcellus (domestic guinea pig)
Lineage: Eukaryota; Metazoa; Chordata; Mammalia; Rodentia; Caviidae
Product: T-cell receptor gamma alternate reading frame protein-like
Exons: 4
Coding region: 133-324 (63 amino acids)
Source: RefSeq, a predicted model, not a curated record